GGGGGCGGAGCUUCGCGCGCCACGAGAGGAGCCGUGAGAUGCGAGAUCCGCGGCGUGUUUGCGCUGAACGCGUCCGGCCAGUGAGUCAGUGAGUCGGGCAGAGAGGAGCCUCACAGGUUUCAGCCGGAGAGUUUCACUGAGUGGAAAACCGGCGAAGUCACAUUAAGAAGAAACAAUAUCGGACUGAGUUUUUUCUUCUUUUUUUUUAAUCUCCAGAAUUAAGAAAAAAAGAAAAAAGAUUAGUUCGGACUUGAUGUGAAAGUCAAAAAAAAAAGAAAAGUGCCGCUGCUGCAGAGACCAGUGGAAUAUGAUUUGAACCAACACAAAACACUGUUGCUCGCUAACAGGAUGAAUCCGGGUUGGCUUCAUGCAGUCACGCUGCUGUGGGCCCUGUGCCCCAGUACGCGAGGUCAGUGUGAUAAAUCAUCAGAGACCAGCAAACUCAACCUUUCGGUGACUUACGAGCUCCCGACGUUCACCGCAGACUUCCCCAUCGAGAACAUGGUGACGCUGGAAGGGAUCAUCUAUGUCGGGACUGUGAAUCGAAUCUUCGCUUUGGCCCCGAACCUCACGAAGCUCUCAGAGUACCACACGGGGCCACUGCUCGCCAACGAGACGUGCGGCCGGACACCGACCGGCACGGGGGGCGGCAGCAGGGUGGACAACCACAACAUCGCCUUGGUGGUGGAGAACAUUUACGACAAAGGGUUGUACAGCUGCGGCUCGGCAGACAACGGCGUUUGCCGCCGUCACGUCCUGGAUGAUGAAGACAUGAGCCCGAAAACUGUGGACGAACAGGUGUACUGCUUCGCUGACAAGGUGAGGCAAGGCAGGGGUCAACCCAGCGACUCGGAUGUUGUGGUCAGCCCUUCAGGCUCUCAGGUGCUCAAUGUGGAGAGCAACGUCAUCAAGUUUUUUGUUGGGAACUCCGAGAUCCCCGGUUUAGAAAAGGUAUCGGAGAACGCAACGCAUCACCACACACUUUCUCUGCGGAAGAUGAAGACGAGCCAAAAUGGCUUCACGUUCUUCUCCAACCACUCGUACAUGGACCUGAUUCCGCCUCUCCGCGGAAAGUACUACCUGCGCUACGUCUACUCCUUCCACAGCGGACCCUUCACCUACUUCCUCACCGUGCAGCGGGUGAGCAGGAACUCUCGGGCCUACCACACCCGCAUCGUUCGCAUGUGCUCCUCAGACCUGGUGAUCCGCCGCUACGUGGAGAUGCCCCUCGAAUGCAUCAGCACCGACAAGAGGCGGCGACGCUCCACAGAAGACGUGAAAGUGUUCAACAUCCUGCAGGCGGCCCACGUCGCCAAGGUGGGCAGCGAUGUCGAGCUACAGAAGCAGCUGAAGGUGGAGGAGGACGACGACGUGCUGUUCGCCGCCUUCGCCAGAGGAAAACCCAACUCUCCGGAGCCGACUCCGAACUCGGCCGUCUGCAUCAUGUCGCUGAAACACAUCAACAACAUGUUCAAGAUGUACAUGCAGAGGUGCAACACGGUGGACCCGUAUCACUUCACUGGGUCGGAGAAGAAGUCCUGCUACAAUGUGAGCUCAUCCGACGACUGCGACCCACACGAGGGGAUCCACGAGGGGAAAGAGGGCAAGUACCGCCUGCAGGUGACCCAGUUCGUCCAGAGGUUGGAGUACUGGCACAAAGAGCUGACGAACACCUUGGUCACCUCUAUCAACGUGGUUCCAGUCCAUGGCCGAGCAGUGGCGUUCCUGGGCACCGCCGACGGACGCCACAUACAGGUGCUGUUCUCCCGAUUUGCCUCUCCUCAUGUCAACAUACACCUGGACUCGAGACCCGUCUCCUCCAGCGUGGCACUGCUGGACGACAACCAGUCAGAAGGAGCCAUGCUAAUGGCCACAGGGAACAAGAUCACCAAGGUGCCCUUGAUAGGCCCCGGCUGUGGUCAGCUGACCACCUGCACUUCCUGUUUGCUGUCAUCCAGGGUGACUGAUUGUGGCUGGUGUGAUGGCCGCUGCACCAGAGCCAACCAGUGUCCCUCCUCCAUCUGGACACAACAGCACUGUACACCUGUCAUUACUAAGGUGUUUCCCGCCUCUGGGCCAAUACGAGGUUCUACAACGGUGACGAUUUGCGGACGCAACUUUGGCUUCGACAAGACGGAGAGCUUCAAGGCGUCGCUGGUGUCCGUGGAGGUGGCGGGAGCUCACUGCAAACUGCCCCGACAGGACAACGCCAACAGGUGGACUGAAAUGCAGUGUUCCCCAGUAUUCAGUGGGAACUUCACCCCGUCGGGUCACACGGUGAAGGUCACCACUGGCAACAAGGUAGCCAAGAUGGAGGGCUUCACCUUUGUGGAACCGGAGAUCCACGAAAUCUUCCCGACAUUUGGGCCGAAGUCCGGAAACACCAUGCUGACCAUCAGAGGAGUCUUCCUGGACACUGGGAACAAGCAGGAGGUGACUGUUGGGAAAUCAGCCUGUAAAAUCCAGAGCUUGUCGUCCACCAUGCUGACCUGCAAAACGCCUCCCCACGCCUUUCCCUCGGAGCAGCCUGUGAAGCUGACGGUGGACUCGGUGGAGCUCCACGCCCCCGUGCUCUUCACCUACAACCAAGACCCCAUCAUCAACAGCAUCCAGCCCUCGCGCUCCUUCGUCAGCGGAGGCUGCACGGUGUCGGCUCACGGCUUCUUCCUCCAGUCCGGCCUCCAGCCCCAGAUGGUCCUCACCACCGCUCAGGAUGCUGAAGUCUUCCAUGUGAGCUGUGUGUACGGCGAGAACAGGACGUCCAUCCAGUGCACCACGCCCUCGCUGGCUAAACUGGCCCUGCAGCCGCCGGUGGUCACCAAGGUGGCGUUUGUCCUGGACGGCUACUCCACGGAUCAGUGGGACCUCAUCUACGUGGAAGACCCCCUUUUCCAGGACCCCAAGCUCACCUCCAAGGACAACAAGAGCAUUGUGGAGCUCAAGGGCGAUCGGAUGGACAGGGAGGCGAUGAAGUGUCAGGUUCUGACCGUCUCCAAUCACAGCUGCGAGAGUCUGACUCUGGUUGGAAACACUCUGGAGUGCACCGUUCCCACCGAGCUGCAGGCCACCACCGCCAGGGAGCUGCAGGUGGAGUGGCGGCAGGCGGACUCCAUCAGGCACCUGGGCAAGGUGACGCUGGCGCAGGAGCAGGACUACACCGGCCUCAUCGUGGGCUGCGUGUGUGUCAGCCUGCUGCUGCUGCUGCUGGGAACUUUGCUGAUGUGGAGGAGGAACAAACACAUCGAUGAUCUGUCUGAGGUGUGGUAUGAUGGCCGGGGUCACAUCCAGCAUCUGGACAGGCUGGCUAACGCGAGGAGCGUCAGCCCCACUAAUGAAAUGGUCUCCCACGAGUCAGUCGACUAUAGAACAACCCUGCUGGAGGAUCAGGGCACCGACAGGCCCGAGACGUGCCGCGCAGCUCCUCCCAUCUACGGAGGCAACGGCGAGCUGCUGUCUCCCAGACUGGGGGCGCUGGGUGGAGGAAUGGGGAUGGGUCUCGGGAUGGAGGGCGAGCUGGUGUCACCUCUGCUGAUGGCCCCGGUCCACAUAGAUCCGUCCUGUCUCCACCCGGACCUGCUGACUGAGGUGCAGCACGUGGUGAUCGCCAGGGAGCAGCUGCUGCUUCACCUCAACCAAGUCAUCGGCAGAGGUCACUUCGGUUGUGUUUUCCACGGAACUCUGCUGGAGCUGGACGGGCAGAAGCAGCACUGUGCCGUCAAGUCCCUGAACCGCAUCACAGAUCUUGAGGAGGUGUCCCAGUUCCUGAAGGAGGGGAUAAUCAUGAAGGACUUCAGCCACGCCAACGUGCUCUCUCUGCUGGGUAUCUGCCUGCCGCCCGAGGGGUCGCCGCUGGUGGUUCUGCCCUACAUGAAGCACGGCGACCUGCGCAACUUCAUCCGCGAUGAGGCACACAACCCGACAGUGAAAGACCUGAUGGGCUUCGGGCUGCAGGUGGCCAGAGGGAUGGAGUAUCUGGCCAGCAAGAAGUUUGUCCAUCGAGACCUCGCCGCCAGAAACUGCAUGUUGGAUGAGAGCUACACAGUAAAGGUGGCAGACUUUGGCUUGGCCAGAGACGUUUACGAUAAAGAAUAUUACAGCGUCCACAACAAGAGCGGAGUCAAGCUGCCGGUCAAAUGGAUGGCUCUGGAGAGUCUGCAGACACACAAGUUCACCACCAAGUCAGACGUGUGGUCGUUUGGCGUGUUGCUAUGGGAACUGAUGACCCGCGGAGCCCCGCCAUACUCUGAUGUGAACUCCUUCGACAUCACCGUGUUUCUCCUGCAGGGGAGGAGGCUGCUGCAGCCCGAGUUCUGCCCUGACGCCCUCUACACCGUGAUGAUCGAGUGCUGGCAUCCGAAGCCGGAACGCCGGCCCUCUUUCUCCGAGCUGGUGUCGCGCAUCUCCGCCAUUUUCUCCAGCUUCAGCGGGGAGCACUACGUCCUGCUCAACACCACCUACGUCAACAUCGACAAGAUGAGCCCUUACCCAUCGCUCCUCGCCUCCACUUCUUCCUCCACCAACAAUACUGCUUCCUCCUCGUCUUCCACAUCCGACCCCUUGACCUCCACGUCCCUGCCAUCCCAGUCCCCCUUCUUUUGCCACGUGGAGCGAGAAUGCUGCACCUGAGAGAGGAAAACGGACAGAAGAAGAAUGGGUUGGUGGAUAAAAGACUCAGAAAUGGAGAAAAAGAGUGAGGAAGAAAGCAGUGAGGUGAUGAAGAACUACUGUAUGUACUUGCCAAACACUGGACACUGUAUGCUGAGGAAAAACACAGACAGUUUUGGAGUUUUGACUGUUCACUCAAUGUACAUAGAUCCUCGACCUUUGACCUUCUCAAGCAUCGCCGAACGACAGGAGCCUCUGUGAUCUAUAGGGGCUGACAUUAUCGACUUCGCCGACCGUUCUGACCUUUCAUUGACCCCGAGGAGGGGGAGGUCAGCCUUCCUGCGUCUUCUACAAGACAAUUACAAGGCACAGGAACGCCUCCUCGAAGAUUUCCAGCGGACAAAGCCACUGUCACAGAAGCACAUUUGUCAAACACCCAAAAAAAUACAAACAAACCCCAUUGACUGCUGUAGCCACACAUGGAGAGGAUAGAUAUCACGAUCCUGCUCUCGUCUGGGUGGUACGUGCAUCGAUACGCGGAUGUGGCUCAGACCUUUUCGCUGUCACUAAUGUGAAUGUUCGACAAAUGGCCAUGUAUUGUGUCGUUUUCACACCUCCACACACUAUAAACUAGACUAUAUGCCACCCUCAUAUGCCUGACAGACAAUGGGGCUGCUGUGAUAGAUUUUGCUGCCUGAGGUGAGUAAACCAAGGCGUGCUGGAGAUAACUGGGGAACGGCAGUAGAUGAGGGUGUAAGGUGGGAUGUGUUAAAAAAAAAAUAAAAUAAAAAAAAUGCUGCCUGUGUGCAGUUCACUGGAUGCUUUAUUUGUAUAAUUAUCUUUGGGCAAUUAGCUUUUAAUGUGCUUGGUAAAGAAAAAAGAAAAAAACGUUAUAAACGUAUGUUCAUUUUCCUUUUUAUUAUUGUUUUUUAAACCUGAAACAUCCCGUCAUUAUAAAACACUACGACUCUGACAGCAUGAACACGCUCGAAAGCUUCGGGGUUUUUCUUGGAAAGAAGAAGGAGAACAAAUGAGAAUCAUGUUGUUUUUUUGUCGUUGGUUGAUGGAUUGUCUAAGUCUCUUACUGUUUCUCAAAUCUGUGUCUGUUUUUGUAUGACUCACAUUUUUAUUGACAGAGAAUAUGCUCUACCUGACAAAAUGAUUACACCUACACAAAGGACAUGAGGGCUCGCAGCCAGGAGGUUUUUUAACUCAUGUUUAGUUCAUUUAACCAGAGACAUAAAAGCUCUUUUAUCCUCAGUUAAAUAACUUGUGGGCAAAAUUUAGACAGAGAGCUUCAAGUAAACCUUUCACCUCGAAGGUUCCCUGUGUUCAUACAGCUUCAAACCCAGGAGUGUGUUAUCAUGCGACCAUCUGUGACAGCUGUAUAUCACUGUAUCUUUAUGACGACUGCACGUUCAGUCAUCAUGAAGAAAUGCUCUAUUGUUAAAUGACCAUAUCAGGGUGUCUUCCAAAUUAUGUACAAUUUACUCUUUUGUUCACCAUUUUAAAAAGCAUGUUAGAUUGUUCUUUUCCAACCUUUUCAGGCAGCCAUUGUCUUCCAUUCAUUUUUAGAAGAAUGUAAAAAUCACUUAGCAGAUUGUUGAAACUUUCUUGAGGUGUGUAAUCCAUCACAUAUAUCUGUUAAUGUUGUUUGCAUUGUGUUUAAAGCAGUUAAAGGAGCUAUUUGUAAGUUUCGCUAUUGCUACAAUGCUAACGUUAGCAUUAACAGCUGUUUACUUACCAGUCUAGAAGAAAAGUUGCGAGUUCAGCAUCAAACUUCAUUCCUUUACUAGCCAUGAGCUGUCUCCAGCUGUGGAAAGCAACAGCAACAUUAACACUUGUCUCUUAUCAUGUCUUUUCACCUACUGAAGUUAGCACGCUAACCAGCUAGCUCGUCACUUGCCAAUAGCAACUCACAGUAGCCUCCAAUCUGCCCUGAAGACGUAGUGCUGCUGAGAUGGCGUAUUAUAACCUCUUGUCUUGUAAAUGCAACAAUGGUUGAAGCUUUUUGUCAAGCGACAAUCAUCACAACCUGCUCCCAGCAAAAAACCAGAAGAGAAAACUUAUAAAAAGCCCCUUUAAAGUGUGUACUGUAACAUUGGGUUGUGCCAAUUGAUGAUCGUAUGGAUUAUUGACUCCUGAAGGGACAGUCAGCAGUUGGUAAUGUUUCUGCUAAUAUUAAGAUAUAUUUUGGAGGAGGGACUGAAUUACAACAGUCUGCUGUAGUGAUCCACCAAUAUUUUACUAAAUAUGUGUUUAGUAACUUGUUAUCAUUUACAUGCUAACUACACAAUAGAAAAAAGUGUCAAGAAUCUGCUUAAAGAUUUUUAACAUUGUAAAGAAAUGAUUGGAAAUUAAUGGCUGCCUGGAACAAUAGAAUAAAAGGCAUCAAAUUGUGUAAAACACAGCAGCCUGAUUUAAAGAAGUCUGUUAGCUGUGACAUAAAGUAAACAUUAUGUGUUGUAAAUGGGCUAGAAAUGCAAAAUACUGCGUUCAAUGCCCCUAAUGUCUUUGCUUUGUGUAGCAGAUUGUGUUUUUUUUUUUUUUUAUCUGAAUGGCUGCUGAUGUGACUGGGCCAUUGACGGACAGGUAUGAAUGUUUGCUAUGACAAGAAAAUUGCUGUACUAUAUUUUUGUAUCGAUAAUGAGCCUCUUGUUUAAAUGAAAUCUGGUCCAAUGUAUGGGAAGACUGGUGGCGAGUUGAACAGGCGCCACGGAGAAAUGAACAAAGCCACUUAAUCAAUCUGUUGUUUUCCAGACGAAUCACUGCCAUGUUGUAAAUAAAUAGAGGAGGGACUGUGGGGAUCUGUGUGGGUCUGUCUGCAGCACGCAAAGCUGCACAUCUGACUGAUGAACAUGUGGGCUGUGUGCUCAUUUCGCUUCUGAUCAUUACUGCUAGAAAACAGUGAAGAGUUGAAGAAACUUGAGCAGCCUCACACCGGACACAACACUCAAAAGACUGCUGUCACUUUGAUCAUGUGAUUCUCCACGACGUCGUCUGUGCUUAACACUGUCUGUUCUGUGUGUGUGUGUGCAUGUGUGCGUCUGUGUGUGUGUGUGUGUGUGUGUGUAUGAUUUUGCUGUCUGUUAAAAACAAAUCCUGAAGGUACAUGUUCCUAUGUAAUGUCUAAUGAACUUUGUCAGUGUAAUAAAGCUAUACUAUCAGAGUAAA
Seriola aureovittata is the source of this 7779-nucleotide messenger RNA. RefSeq names its product MET proto-oncogene, receptor tyrosine kinase (gene met). Gene Ontology annotation, biological process: cell migration; phagocytosis; multicellular organism development. Bases 349 to 4626 code for a protein of 1425 amino acids. NCBI's taxonomy places the organism in Eukaryota, Metazoa, Chordata, Actinopteri, Carangiformes, Carangidae. Gene Ontology annotation, molecular function: protein binding; ATP binding; transmembrane receptor protein tyrosine kinase activity. The transcript has 21 exons. The record is from RefSeq and is a predicted model, not a curated record. Gene Ontology annotation, cellular component: membrane; signaling receptor complex.